Molecule: messenger RNA, 3508 nt
Organism: Brassica rapa (field mustard)
Lineage: Eukaryota; Viridiplantae; Streptophyta; Magnoliopsida; Brassicales; Brassicaceae
Product: GDSL esterase/lipase At1g74460
Molecular function (GO): hydrolase activity, acting on ester bonds
Source: RefSeq, a predicted model, not a curated record
UUAUUUUUUUCAGUAUGUGAUUGAGAUUUUCUUUCUCUCUGUUCGCUCCGUUUUGGUUGCAAAACAGCCUUCAGUGUCCAACGGUUCAAGUUUAGCCAUCAUUUUAGGUUAUUUACUACUUACUAGAUUACCACUGAAUGUUCCAAGUAUUCUCUUCGAAUCAUGGGCAUCACCUAGGCCCAUGAUUUAACCAUUUUAUAAAUGGUUUUAGCUACAAACUAGGUAUGGGAAAAUAAAUUGUAUCCGAAAACUUGAAUUGAACCCGAUCCAAUAAAAAUAAAUUUGAACCGAUCAGAACCCAAAAUAUCGAAUGGAUCUUGUUUUAUGGUAUUUCGGAUAAUGAGUAUUAUCCGAACCGAACCCGAACCUAAAUGGAUAUCCGAUGGAACCCGAAACAUUCAAAAUCAAAAAAAAAAACUUGUACCAAACAUGAUCUCAGUUCCUAAUGUAUAUUGAACAUAUCUAUAAUAAAGGAGACUUGUGCUGUGUAAACAGCCCUCCACGUGAUCAGAUAGAUAGGGGCAUUUUUCGCCACCUGUCGAAACACACCGUUUCACUUCCUUUAAGCAAUUCUGUGACUCUUCAGCUCUAUUUUCUUAGACUUGUACCAAACAUCUAUAAUAAAGGAGACUUGUGCUGUGUAGACAGCCCUCCACGUGAUCAGAUAGAUAGGGGCAUUUUUCGCCACCUGUCGAAACACACCGUUUCACUUCCUUUAAGCAAUUCUGUGACUCUUCAGCUCUAUUUUCUUAGACUUGUACCAAACAUGAUCUCAGUUCCUAAUGUAUAUUGAACAUCUACAAUAAUUAUCUAUACAUGAAGGUUGAUGGUUAAAGGUGGCGGUUGAAGCUUGAAGUUUUAGAUUUUGGUUUUGUUUUCAUUGAAUAAUGCAUGAGAACUUGGUCUUCUUUUUAUGCUUUCAUUUAUUUGGUUUUAUUCAUAUCAAUAAUUAUUUUUAUCUUUUGUUUGAUUUUGAAUUAUCACGUUUGAUGUUCUUUUUUUUUAUUUUUGAAUCUAUUUUACUUUAGUUUUGGUUACAAAAUGGUACAAUAUUUAAAAAUCAAAGAACCGAUUUUAUUUUUUGGUUACAAAGUAGAUACAAAUCAGGUAUAGUUAAACCGAAGAACCGAUUAGGACGCGAACGUGAAAAUGCAUUAAGUUGUACCGGUUCUUUACUUUCAUAGAACUCGAAUAUGGCUGAUUUUGAUAAAUCCAAAAAAUCAAGAUUCGAUUGGAUAAAAUUGAGACCCGAUUAGAUAAAACCGAAAUCCAAUUUGGACCCUGAAUAUCGAGGUCUGUUACAGACGAGUGAAACAUAAAAUUUAGAAAAUACUUUGCAAAGACUUCUUCUUUUGUUUGGCAAUGAAAGUGUUUUUCUAAUAUUUAAUUCUUCUUGAUAUAUGUUUAGUAAGAGCAUUUCUAAAAGGCCCUCAAAUCUUCAAAUUUUGUGGUUUUUACUUUUUAAAAAAUCUUCAAAUCUUCAAAUUUUGUGUUUAAUAUUUUUAAUGUGAAUGUAUUAUUUAUCUAUAUAAAAUUUAGUGACUAUAGUUAAUUUUUAUUAAAGUAAAGACUAAAAUGCAAAUAAUAUAACAUUUUAAAAAUAAAUUUGAAGUUUAUUUUUGGAGCAACCCAUCCUCGAAUUUUCAUUUGGAGAAUUCUUCAUCUUCAGAAUGAGGUUCUUUCUUGGAAAUGUUCUGAGAACGGCCACAAUCAGCAAUACGUACAAGAGAAAAAUCUUAAGUGAUGCGUAGCAAAAUCACAAUUACUUCGCUUUUAAUACAUAGUAAGAUUUUUAAUACAUAUACAGUAGGAUGGGUUCAUAAACCAAAACUUGAAAUCAUUUAUUCAACGAAAACAAAGCAAUUUAAAAAUUCCCAAAAAGAAAUAUAAUUACAAUUUUACGGACAGCAAACGGACUUACAACUUAUGCACCAACACGAGGAAAUAGUAGUUGAAAGUAGGUUCGAAUCAAACAUAAACCAUAGAGAAUUUAAAAAACAAAAUCAGUUGGUUCAUCAACUCAGAAUCUACCUUCACCCUUUUAUUCUCACAUAACUCCUCCACUUUUCUUACUGUCUUACAUUUUCACCCUUUAAAAACCAUCAAACAAAUCUUUUUCAAUGAACACACAUUUGGAUCGUUCGUGAAAAAAAACACACACAUUUGGAUCUCUUCAACGACAUGAAGUACUUACUCGUUUUUUUUAUCGUUCUUGGACUCAACGCGAUCAAUGGCUACGAUUGCAAGAUCGUCCAGUUUAUAUUUGGAGAUUCAUUGUCCGAUGUAGGUAACAAUAGAAACCUACCGAGGAGUUUAGCUCAAGCGAAUCUUCCCUUUUACGGUAUAGAUUUUGGCAACGGUUUGCCUAAUGGAAGGUUCACUAAUGGCCGAACUGUUUCAGACAUUAUAAGUGAUAAAAUUGGGUUACCAAGACCAUUAGCCUUUCUAGAUCCAUCAAUGAAUGAAGAUGUAAUACUUGCAAAUGGAGUGAACUACGCCUCAGGAGGUGGUGGAAUCUUGAAUGAAACUGGUGGUUAUUUCAUCCAAAAAUUUUCUCUAUGGAAGCAAAUAGAAUUGUUCCAAGGGACACAAGAUGUAAUUGUGGCAAAGAUAGGGAAAAAAGAAGCAGAGAAAUUCUUCCAACAAGCUGGAUACGUCGUCUCUUUAGGCAGCAAUGACUUCAUUAACAACUACUUGAUGCCUGUCUAUAGCGAUUCUUGGAAGUACACUGAUCAAACAUUCGUCGACUACUUAAUGGAAACACUUGAAUCUCAACUUAGGGUGUUGCAUAGUUUGGGAGCGAGGAAGCUAAUGGUGUUUGGGUUAGGACCAAUGGGUUGUAUCCCACUCCAAAGAGCUUUAAGUCUCGAUGGUAAAUGUCAAAACAAAGCGAGUAGUCUUGCUGUGAGAUUCAACAAAGCUGCCACCACAAUGCUUAAAGAUCUUGAAACCAAGCUCCCAAAUGCAAACUACAAGUUUGGUGAAGCUUAUAACCUCGUCAACGAUGUUAUCACUAACCCACAAAAAUACGGAUUCGACAACUCGGAUUCGCCGUGUUGCUCGUUCUACAGAAUCAGGCCGGCGCUGACGUGUAUUCCGGCGUCGACAUUGUGUAAAGACAGAAGUAAGUAUGUGUUUUGGGAUGAGUAUCAUCCCACCGAUAAGGCCAACGAGCUCGUUGCUAAUAUUCUUAUCAAGAGGUUUGACUUCAUGCGUGCUGAUGACGGUACCUCCGAGGCUCCUUCUCCGUCCCCGGAUCUAGCUCCUUCUCCCGAUGAUAAAUAACUGAUAGUUGUCUUAAUUAUACAUACGUAAUAAUUUCAGUUUCUGUCUGUUUUGUUGAUCAUGCUGUGGAGACUCAGGAGAGUCUCGUUUGUUCUUGAUUUAAUUUACCUUUUCUGUUUGGUGAAAUAAUGUUCUUUGUUUUCUGUAAUAUAUUGAUAUUCCGUUGUAUUGGUUCACUCCCAAAUUUGUUUUAUAAUAGUAAACUAGAUCUUAAUAAACACAA